Messenger RNA from Saccharomyces cerevisiae S288C, 2505 nucleotides. RefSeq names its product Laf1p (gene LAF1). The coding region runs from base 1 to 2505 and encodes 834 amino acids. The transcript has a single exon. Lineage: Eukaryota; Fungi; Ascomycota; Saccharomycetes; Saccharomycetales; Saccharomycetaceae. The record is from RefSeq and is marked reviewed.
AUGACGAAUAUGGCGGAGGAUAAAACAAGUAUAAGCAAGGUACAUUCUGAAUUCAGCAAUUCCUCGAAUACCACUGGAUCUGAAGAGGAGAGUCGGUCGCAUCAAGAGAGCUUCGACGGCGAGUCCAGUUCCGGUGAAAGUAAAAGUAAAAGCAAACUAAAUCUUGAAUAUUCUGCAGAUAUCGAGCCAUUGAAGUUCAGAAUGACAAAAACUAAUAAUACAAAUGACAAAUUAAAAUAUAGUAACAACGGCAACGCCACUGAUUCAUUUAUGAGACUAAAGGAACAUUUACAGAGAGGCAAUACUUUAAAUUCGAAUCUUAGGGUCAAUGAGUUUUACCCUUUCAAUUCCAUUGAUACAGAGCAAUUUGAAAACUAUUUGAGAGAGCCAAAAUACAUUAAAAUGUUGAAACGUCGGAAAAACCUGAAACAAUUUAGAAGAUUGUUUCUCGCGCAAGAACUAAUGGCCUACGAAGGUGAAACGGUUACCUCCACUUCCAAAUCAUCUGAACCAACCUCUAAAGCUAUAUGGAGUACAAAGUUUAGCCGCGAUGGAAAAUUUAUGGCCACUGGUAGCAAAGAUGGUAAAAUAAGAAUAUGGAAAGUUAUUGGCUCUCCAGUUGAAAGAGCCGAAUUGGACUCGAGUGCGGAAUCAAAUAAAGAGGCACGAGCCAAGUCGAUGCGGAUCAAACAGCAGGUCAGUUCAUUGAACAAUCCAAAAGAAAAACAAUUUUUGGAUUCUGCUACAGAGAAAUACGAAGAGAAGGAAAAAUUAUUGAAUUUGUAUGCGCCUGUCUUUCACCCAACGCCUUUGCGACUGUAUAAAGAACACGUGCAAGAUGUUCUGGAUAUAAAUUGGUCUAAAAAUAAUUUUAUUUUGUCAGCAUCGAUGGAUAAGACAGUAAAACUAUGGCAUCCCGAUAGGAAAAAUUCACUUAAGACAUUCAUACAUCCUGAUUUUGUCACUUGUGUGGAAUUUCACCCCACCGACGAUAGAUUUUUCAUUAGCGGCUGUCUGGAUCACAAAUGCAGGUUAUGGUCUAUACUGGAUGAUGAAGUUAGCUUUGAGUACGAUUGUCAAGACUUAAUAACAUCUGUUACAUUAUCCCCUGAGGAGGGAAAAUACACUAUAAUAGGAACAUUUAAUGGAUACGUUCAUAUUCUGAUGACCAGAGGUCUCACUCCAGUUUCUUCAUUUCACGUAGCUGAUAGACAAACACAAGAACAAAACGCUCACGUCAUGGUCACGGAAACUGACUCAAAAAUUCGUCAUGGUCCACGUGUGACGGGUUUGCAAGCUUUUAGAUCUCAACUGGACAAUUCUUUCCGCUUAGUAGUUACAUCGAAUGAUUCGAGGAUAAGAAUUUUUGACUUAGAACAGAGGAAGCUUCUAGAGGUAUUGAAAGGCUUCCAUAGCGGAUCUUCCCAACACAAGGCACAAUUGUCCAUCUGGCAUGGUCAGCCAAUCGUUGUAAAUAGUAGUGAUGACCAUUGGGUUUACGGCUGGAGGUUAAAGUCUUCGGAUAGAGAGAAUGAUCAAGACGAACCUAAAAGGAAACCAAAGGGAUUGGCUCGGUCCGGAAGUUUGAGAAGCAUAUUUAGUAAAUCAAUGAGUAGGUCUUCCAGCCAGAAUAACGAAGAAAAACCACAUCAUCAUUUAAAACUUACUAACUUACUUCCCUUGCCUCAUCAUAGCAACGAUCAUUAUAUCAAAAAUACGGAUUACAUUUCUUUUCAUGCACACAAUGCCCCUGUUACUUGUGUUAGCAUUGCACCGCCAGAAACUUCGAAAACAUUAUCUUUGUCUAACGAUGUUAUCUGCGAGCUAUCUCUAGAGUUUUUUCAGACAUCCGAUAGUUUCGAUGUUUUGAGUCGGAGUAACGACGAUGGCAUAAUGUCAGAUGUAGAGUCGUCUUUGGGCUACAAUUCUAAACCAGGCUCAAUUUCUAAUGCUUCCGCCACCAGUGCUAUCCCAGAUGUCGUUGACGCAAUUGGAACGAUAUUGAUCAGUACUGAUAACGUAGGGACUAUUCGUGUGUUUAGAGCAGAUAUGCCCUCUGUUAUAAGAAAGCGCGUGUUACUCAAACUAGAAGAAUACAAUAGAGAGGUUCGGAGAAGGUUUAACAGUUCUGAUUCUUUGCAUUCUUUGAGUCGAAGCUUCAACUCGAGAGCGAAAUCAAACUUGGCUGGCCAACCGGCAGCGGCGUAUACUAAUACUGGAAAAGGCUAUGCAACGGGACGUGGAUACUCUAAUAUAUGUCCCAAAAGCAGUACAUCACUAAAAACACUCGGCAGUAAUGCACAGCCAAGAACACCAAGGGAAAGCAUGUCAUCUAUUUUCUCCAAUGCACAUGGGCCUACCACUCCAACGAGCGCAAUGAAUUUACCUAUCCGUUGCAAUGUUUGUAACGGUUCAAGGUUUGAGGCUUUUUCUGGUGCUAAUGACCAACAAGAUAGAAACUAUUAUUGCGUAGACUGCGGUACAGUAGUUAAUAACUUCCGCUAA